Cynocephalus volans (Philippine flying lemur) is the source of this 4274-nucleotide messenger RNA. It is a transcript of the gene HLTF, whose product is annotated as helicase like transcription factor. Gene Ontology annotation, biological process: DNA repair. Gene Ontology annotation, cellular component: nucleus. Bases 134 to 3160 code for a protein of 1008 amino acids. Gene Ontology annotation, molecular function: ATP binding; zinc ion binding; nucleic acid binding. The record is from RefSeq and is a predicted model, not a curated record. Lineage: Eukaryota; Metazoa; Chordata; Mammalia; Dermoptera; Cynocephalidae. The transcript is spliced from 25 exons.
CCUUUCGGUCAUACGGUCUUGAGCCGGCGGUCGGAACCUGUCCCAGGCUUGUGGGUAGCGGGACCUUGAAGGAGGCGUCUCGAGAACUGUCCGGGCGCGCCCAGGCGUUCCUCUCAUCAUCCCAUUCAGCGCCAUGUCCUGGAUGUUCAAGAGAGAUCCUGUUUGGAAGUACUUGCAGACGGUUCAGUAUGGAGUUCAUGGAAAUUUUCCACGCCUCUCUUAUCCAACUUUCUUUCCACGUUUUGAAUUCCAAGAUAUUAUCCCUCCAGACGACUUCCUAACUAGUGAUGAAGAGCUAGAUUCAGUUUUAUUUGGAACUUUGAGAGGUCAUGUGGUCGGACUACGCUAUUACACUGGAGUAGUUAAUAAUAACGAAAUGGUUGCGUUACAACGAGAGCCUGAUAACCCCUAUGAUAAGAAUGCAGUUAAAGUAAACAAUGUGAAUGGAAAUCAGGUUGGCCAUUUAAAGAAAGAUCUGGCAGCUGCUUUGGCCUAUAUCAUGGACAACAAAUUGGCACAAAUUGAAGGGGUAGUUCCUUUUGGUGCAAACAAUGCUUUUACCAUGCCUCUGCACAUGACUUUUUGGGGAAAAGAAGAAAAUAGAAAAGCAGUUUUAGAUCAGUUGAAGAAACAUGGAUUUAAAUUGGGUCCUGCACCAAAAACUUUAGGAUUCAGUUUGGAAAGUGGUUGGGGCUCGGAAAGAGCUGGGCCAAGCUAUAGUAUGCCAGUUCAUGCUGCAGUACAAAUGACAACCGAACAGCUUAAAACAGAAUUUGACAAAUUAUUUGAAGAUUUAAAAGAAGAUGAUAAAACUCAUGAAAUGGAACCAGCUAAGGCUGUUGAAACACCAUUGCUUCCACAUCAAAAACAAGCUCUAGCUUGGAUGGUUUCACGGGAAAACAGUAAAGAACUUCCACCAUUCUGGGAACAGCGAAAUGAGUUAUACUAUAACACAAUAACAAAUUUUUCCGAGAAGGACAGACCGGAAAAUGUCCAUGGAGGGAUUUUAGCUGAUGAUAUGGGUUUGGGUAAAACACUUACAGCCAUUGCAGUUAUUCUUACCAACUUCCAUGAUGGCAAACCUCUUCCUGUUGAAAGACUUAAAAAGAAUCAACUGAAGAAGGAAUGUAAUGUUAAUGAUGAAUCUAUGAAACUUGGAGGAAACAAUACCAGUGAAAAGGCAGAUGGACUAAGCAAAGAAGGAUCCAGAUGUAGUGAAGAACCUAGUAUUUCAGAUAUCAAGGAGAAGAAUAAGUAUUCCAUGUCAGAAUUAUCUACCUCCCGCCCCAAAAGAAGAAAAACUGCUAUCCAGUACAUUGAAAGUAGUGAUUCAGAGGAAAUUGAAACAAGUGAAUUGCCACAGAAAAUGAAAGGCAAACAGAAAAAUGUACAGUCAGAGACUAAAAGCAGGGUAAAAGCAGGAUCUUCUAAAGUUAAAGAAGAUGUAGCAUUUGCAUGUGCACUUACUUCAUCUACCCCUGCAACAAAAAAGAAAAUGCUGAAAAAGGGAGCAUCUGCAGUGGAGGGUUCAAAGAAAACUGUUGAAGAGAGACCAAGAACAACACUGAUCAUCUGCCCACUUUCUGUGUUAAGCAACUGGAUUGACCAAUUUGGACAACAUAUAAAAUCAGAUGUACACUUGAAUUUUUAUGUUUAUUAUGGUCCUGAUCGUAUUAGAGACCCAGCCUUGCUUUCAGAACAGAAUAUUGUUUUGACUACGUACAAUAUUUUAACUCAUGACUAUGGAACUAAAGGUGACAGUCCAUUACACAGCAUAAGGUGGUUAAGAGUGAUCUUGGAUGAAGGACAUGCCAUACGAAAUCCAAAUGCCCAACAGACAAAAGCUGUACUUGAUUUAGAAGCAGAAAGAAGAUGGGUCUUGACAGGUACUCCAAUCCAGAAUUCUUUAAAGGACUUGUGGUCUCUUCUUUCUUUUUUAAAACUUAAACCAUUUCUUGAUAGAGAAUGGUGGCAUAGGACAAUACAGCGUCCUGUCACGAUGGGAGAUGAAGGAGGACUUAGGCGUUUACAGUCCCUAAUUAAAAAUAUUACACUUAGAAGAACAAAGACAAGCAAAAUUAAAGGAAAACCUGUUUUGGAGUUACCAGAACGUAAAGUAUUUAUUCAGCACAUUACGCUUUCAGAUGAAGAAAGAAAGAUUUAUCAGUCUGUGAAAAAUGAAGGCAGAGCUACUAUUGGAAGGUAUUUUAAUGAAGGGACUGUCCUUGCACACUAUGCAGAUGUCUUGGGUCUUUUGCUUAGAUUGCGGCAGAUUUGUUGUCAUACUCAUCUUCUUACAAAUGCGGCAUCUUCUAGUGAUCCCUCAGGAAAUGAUACACCUGAAGAAUUGCAAAAGAAGUUAAUAAGGAAGAUGAAGUUAAUUCUGAGCUCAGGUUCAGAUGAAGAAUGUGCAAUUUGCUUGGAUUCUUUAACAGUUCCUGUGAUAACACACUGUGCACAUGUAUUUUGUAAACCCUGUAUUUGCCAAGUUAUUCAAAAUGAGCAGCCACGUGCUAAAUGCCCUUUAUGCAGAAAUGAUAUACAUGGAGACAAUUUAUUAGAGUGUCCUCCAGAAGAAUUGGCAUGUGACAGUGAGAAAAAGUCUAAUAUGGAAUGGACAUCCAGUUCAAAGAUUAAUGCUCUAAUGCAUGCAUUGAUUGACUUAAGAAAGAAGAAUCCCAACAUAAAAAGUUUAGUUGUUUCUCAGUUUACAACAUUCUUGUCUUUAAUAGAAACACCACUUAAAGCAUCUGGAUUUUUAUUUACUCGUUUGGAUGGUUCCAUGGCCCAAAAGAAGAGAGUUGAAUCAAUUCAGUGUUUCCAAAACACUGAAGCAGGAUCUCCAACUAUAAUGCUUCUGUCAUUAAAAGCAGGUGGAGUUGGUUUGAAUCUUUCUGCGGCUUCUCGAGUGUUUUUAAUGGAUCCAGCUUGGAAUCCUGCUGCUGAAGAUCAGUGUUUUGACAGAUGCCAUAGACUUGGCCAGAAGCAAGAAGUUAUCAUCACAAAAUUCAUUGUGAAGGAUUCUGUUGAAGAAAACAUGCUGAAAAUACAAAACACAAAGAGAGAACUUGCAGCUGGAGCCUUUGGAACUAAAAGAACAAAUGCUAAUGAAAUGAAACAAGCUAAAAUUAAUGAAAUCAGAACUUUAAUUGAUUUAUAAUUUGUGGGAUUUUAGUAAGGUCAGUUUGAUCAGAUACAUAAGUUUUGGAAAUAAAAGUAGUUUUAGAAGUGAGCGCUAGAGAGUAUCUUCUAAAAGGGGCAUAUUUUAUAUUACUGAAGAGGUAUUACUGAUGCAGUCUCUUCUAUAUAUGAACCUAUUUUUAAUGAUACUACAGAUAGCAAUAAGUUUGGUAAUAUACUGUGGCCUAAGAUAAUUUUUUGAGAAAAAAAGUUACUAUUCAACUGUUCAUAGUGUCAAUGCCUAGUAUUUUCAUGUAUCUUCCAAGUACUCAGCUUUUUCAUAUUUCAAAUAAGGUCAAACUUUAUGCUUUUGACCAGAUAGUUAUUUUCUGUGUUGGACGCGUUCAGUUAUUCACCAAAGCCUCUGAUUUGUGGAUACAGUGGAUUCACAUUCCUUGUAAACGAUUAAUAUAUAUAUACAGACUAUACAAGAGGUUGAUUUUUGUUGGACUUUCGAAAACCAUAUUUACAUUCCAGAACCAAACCUUAAAUGAGAGACCAAAGUCCAGGUUAUUAGCAAGUUACUUGACUUUUUUUUUUUUUUACUUUACAGCUUCAUUGGAUAUAUAAUUCAGAUAAGUGACUUAACAUUUGAUGUUUAUGAAAAAAUUAGGGACUGUGUUAGAGCACUAUUUUCUCCAUUUUAGUCAUGUAUUAUAUUCAUUGUUUAAAUGUAACUUGAUGUGUGUGUAGGGUGUAAAUCCUAAACAGUCUGUGGGGGUGAGAGGAAACCAAUUCUACUCAAUUUGGUCUGAAUAUUUAAAUUAUGGUAUUGCUAAAUAGAUAUUUCUAUAAAUAGAUAACUUUUAUUUAUGUAGCUUUUUUUUUUUUGGAAAUAACUUUAUAAAUUUUUAUAAUUCAGAAGACUACUAUAUAUGUGAGAGGCGUGAUAUCUGGAUGGAAGUUGGGCUGGAUGACCUCCAAAGUCGUUUCAACUCUUAAAGACAUCUUAAUCUUGAAUGUAAAAAUUUCAUUGUUAUGUGUGUUUUGGAAUUUGAUUUUGAAACUUAUGUAAAUUCAUCCUUACAUCUGUCUCUAGAAUUAUAGUCAUCUUUUUUCUUAUAUUUUUGUUAAUAUUCAAACACACAGUAGUU